UUAGGUCUACAAGUGAGUGCCAUGUCCACUUCUCAGGAAGAACAUAAAUCCAAAACUGACUAGAUGACGUGUGCACAGGACAACGUUCACCAAGUGACGCAAUGCUGGGAUACUUGGGAUUAGUUUUUAUCUGUCUACCCAUUGUGACAGGAGUCCUACUACUUCCGGUUGUAAGCCAAACUGAAGCGUUGCUGGGAGACAUUGUGACGCUGUCCUGCAGUCUAGAACACUUUGAGGAGAAGCUGAACCUCACGUUGAGAAAUGUCAAAGAGCUGGUGAUAGAGAGGAGCGAGAAUGGAAGUGACAAAUUCUACUCUCUACUUGUUUACGACACUGCUAAUAAAAGUUGCACACACGUUAAAUGGCAAGUGGCCGUAGAUUUAUUUUCUGAGAGCGUGGAACAUCCGAAAGAAUCUUGUUCAACGGAACAACCCUUGGGCAAGGACAGGAUGUUUUUUCAAGCAUUGCACCCAGUGGGUCUGUGCAGUGACAGGGGCUACUACAGGUGCCGAGCUGUGGACGAUGGAAGACUGAUUCUAACCCCGGCAUACUUCCUGGAGGUUUACAAAGAGAAACCAAAGCUGAAGGCGUACACUGUACAAACUUGGCGGAUGUCUAAUCAAAAAUGCUUUUUUCAAAAUUUUACCUGUGUUGUCCAUGGGUCAAAGACCUUGAAUAUCACCUGGAAAUACCAGGGCAAUGUGACAGACUCGCUCUACAAGCAGCGAAUCAUUUCAGUCUCCGAAGACUUCUGCACCCAAUUUGAACACACACUUCAAGUGACGACGAGAAGACGGAAGUCUGAUCAGUGGCCAGCAUGCGAGGUGCAGUUCAAUGACGCCGUGAUAUACGCCAGGAAUAAGGAACUCGAUCCUAGCGGCAAGGAGAUACACAGUGUGAUCAAUCAAAGCGAGGCUUUUUUUGGUGAUCCUUUUGUCCUGUUAUGCAGCCUCCAACAGUUCAACAUCUCCUCAAAGUACGCCUCCAUCCAGGGGUUGAGCCUGGAGAAAUGUAACUCAACUACUGACGAAGCAUGUGACCUGAUCGCCGUUAAUAAGCCAUACGAGAAAACGUGUGAAGUGCUCCACUUUCGGUUCAGGAAGUGUGAGGUAGAGUAUCACAACAGCGGCCAUGUUCACGAGUGCUCAAACAGUGCAGAAUACCUGAAGAGUGAGCAACUGAUCAUCUCCAUUCUAGUCAACAACCCUCCAGCUACAUGCGCCGACUCAGGGCUGUACCGCUGUGUGGCAGAACUAGAGGACGGAACGCGCGUGAUGUCGUCCUUAUACUCUCUUAAAGUAUAUGCAAGACCCAUGGUAGUCAAAUUUGACCUGUUGGAUGUUCCCAACUCAGUAGAUGACAGCUUCGUCUGCAUAGCUCAUGGCAACGAAGACCUGGACAUCAGAUGGAGUAACUUGACACAACUUAAUGCUAAAAUAGAAACAACUUUGAUUCAAACUGUUGACCAGGACUGCCAAUCUUUUCGGUACACCUCAGUGGCGCAGACAAAGAAUGCAACAAAGACUGGCGUUUUCCCGGUUUGUGAAGUCUUCUUCCAGUGCCAGUUUUACGAAAAGAUAGAGAAACCAAUGGAUCUAGAAAAUAAUCUGGUCAAUUCUACACUGGUUUCCGAAGGGCAACCACUAGUGAUAGACUGCUCAACCAAGUAUUUUAAUUUUAAAGACGAGAAAGUCGAAUACUUACUGUUGUCAAUGCAUGUCGACAUGAAGAUGAAACCACUGGCGACGUACUUCUUUCAUAACAGUUCUAUUCAUCAACACGAUGUUACAGGCCUCUACAACUACACCAAGAGCAGCAUCCUUGGGCAUGUACACAUUUAUCUGAGAACCACUGCGGUCUUGUGUCCAGAGACUCGCCGCUACUCUUGUUCAGCUAUCACCCACACUGUUGGCGUCUAUGCGGGCUUUGAGCAGCAACUGAACUACACUAAAGUUGUGUCUGUUUUUGUUAUAUCCAGGGACAAACCAGUUAUCUCCAAUGCUAACAGAUCCACCAGCUUGGCGACAACAUUUAAAUGUUCAUUUCAGGGCCCAGACAAUAUUAUAGUUUUAUGGGAGGAUAGCAGACCACAGACUUUGAGUAAGGUGAAGUCAAGAAAUCCAGACCAAGAGUGCCAAGAACGUUUUCUCUACGAGACAAAGAUCACUGUACAAGGUAGCAAAGCGCCACCACAAUGUAACGUUCUAGCACUGGGUAUUCUCUACGAAACUCAUCAUAUUAUAGAUCCUGUUAUAGCCCUUGAAGUCAUUGAAGGCGAAUCUUUUACACUCACCUGCACAAAUGUAGCGCUGAACGUUGACGUCAACAACGUCGAGACGAUUUCUAUCUUCAAAGAAAAAGAUAGCUCUUUCCUGAAGUGGCUGUCCACCUACAACGUCAGAACAAAUCAACUUUAUAAAAGUGAUGAGCACUCCCAGUUGGUGGUCAACAAGUCCGGCGUCGUGGGCAUCUCCACUAACGUGACCAAAGUGACUUGCUCGGACUGGGGUCAUUACAGAUGCAUGGCUACUUUAAAGAACAUGGAGUUGAUCGAAGUGUGGGAAUUAAUUACUAUUGUUGCUAAGGUCCAGACGCCUUCCAUUAAAGUGGCGGGAUGUCAUAGCAGAGGGGAGUGUUUUAUUGACUUCAUGGACAACGCUCACCUAACUUGUGAAUACACGGGUCCGUUCGCCGAGGAAGUAGAAUGGUUUUUCUCCGAAGAUAACGUCCACUUCGUCCCCAUCGACAAGUAUCUUGGGCUCAAGAAAACGGUGAGUGUGGUCAGUAAGUUGAACUCCACCAAUGAUUGCAUCUUGUACAGACACGACCACACCCUGAUCAUCUACUCGUUCACCAAGUUCGGCAUCUUUCUGUGUCGAGUCAAGGGCUACUUCCAAUUGAGGAUCGCAUUAGAUCUCUCUUCACCAGGCUUCAAAGAAGAGAUGGUAUUGAAGUUUUCCUACAGCACUCUGGGUGCCGGCUUGACAGUGUUUGUGAUCGUGGUGGUAGGGAUAGUGCUCUUCCUGUACAAGAAAGCGGACUACAGGACCGAGACCAAUAACAUAAAGAUCAUUGAAGAUUCCUCCUCGGCGUCUAUUACUGUGUCAUCUCCCGUCGACCAUAUGGGGAGCAAAAAUUUUUCCAACAAAUCUCCAUCAGUGAGCCCAAGCCCCGCCUCUGUGUCUGCUCCACCAGUGGAUUCACACGUUUAAUGAAGCUAAUCUUGGGUUUUCUUGGUUUUGUCUCAAGUUGCACCAUUGGAUUCGCAAGUUAAAUCAAGCCAGACUUGGGUUUUCAUUUUUGGCACCUGAGUUGUACCAGUGAAAGUUGUGAACUAGAUUGCUACUGUAUUUCAACAUAUUAAUCAAAUACAGUGAAUAUACAGUGCAUUGUAGACACAUUCGUCAAAUUAAAAUGUUUUUUUUUUCUAUCUCUA
Molecule: messenger RNA, 3436 nt
Organism: Biomphalaria glabrata
Lineage: Eukaryota; Metazoa; Mollusca; Gastropoda; Planorbidae
Exons: 19
Coding region: 102-3212 (1036 amino acids)
Source: RefSeq, a predicted model, not a curated record